Messenger RNA from Oncorhynchus mykiss (rainbow trout), 4479 nucleotides. RefSeq lists its product as uncharacterized. Gene Ontology annotation, molecular function: transcription coregulator activity; DNA binding. Gene Ontology annotation, cellular component: chromatin; nucleus. Gene Ontology annotation, biological process: regulation of DNA-templated transcription. NCBI's taxonomy places the organism in Eukaryota, Metazoa, Chordata, Actinopteri, Salmoniformes, Salmonidae. The record is from RefSeq and is a predicted model, not a curated record.
GAGAAAGUAUGCAAUGUUCAUAUAUGCUGCAGCUCCAACCCCCAUCAAACUUCAACUGGGGUAUUCGUGACCAAACGGGGAUACGGCAGACAAACGUAAGGGAUCACACACAAACAGAGUGAGAUAGAGGAAAGGAGGGAGGGGAAGAGGGAGAGAAAGAAAGAGGGAAGAAAGUAAGGAGGCAGUGUCAGUUUAUUCCAAGGUAAACUUUAUUAAAGGCGACUGUCUGUAAUAGAAGGACAUUUUAAGAAUAAUAUACACACUGAAUAGUAGGCUAAACUGUCCUGCAAUUCCAUUGCGGUUUUUAUUAAGUAGGCUGACAGGAAAACCAACUGGUGGGAGCAAGGUACCAAUCACGGCUAAGUCUGCCCCUCCCUAACCCUCUCCCCUGAGGCCUGAGCUCUGGGCAUCCAAGCCCACACCCCCAUUUCACUUCGCUGGUGGACAGACACAGGGAUGAGCAACAGUGGGACCAAGGAGCCGUCACCACAGCCAGGAGUGGCCCAAUCACCUGCCUCCACACCUCCACGCAGGGGCCGGGGACGCCCACGGAAACAACAGCAGGAGCCCACUGGCCCCCCAACCCCAAAGAGACCCAGAGGACGACCCAGAGGAAGCAAGAACAAGGGGCCUCGUGCCACCCCCAAGGAAGUAGAGCCAGUCGGGGAGAGAAGACCUCGGGGCCGGCCAAGGAAAUGGCCCCAGAAAGUAGUUCAAGAGGUGAUCCAGGAACAGCAGAGUCCUUCAGAAGAAACUGAGGGCCCCUCACAGUCUCUGUCCGCUGAGGCUUCGCCAUCUCAGGCUCCAGCCCAGGAAGUGGCAGAGGGGGAGUAGACAAUGUGCCACAAAACUACCUCAAGGUUUGGGCAGAGACAAAGAGGUGUACAAUCUAACCUCCAUUGUCAUGAGGAUUCCAAAAACAACAGAUAAUAGCCCUGCUUUGUAGAACAGUAGGCCUGAUGGUGGUAUUGUGACUGGAGUCUGUCCAGCACUGAGGCUGGGUCAAUGAUGGACAUAGCUUUGGUCAGUUGAUUGAUUACUUAGGAUUCGGUCAGUGGGUGGGGCUGUUCACUGAUUGGUUGACGUGUGCGUGUGCAUGCGUGCGUGUGUGUAUGCGUUUGUGGUGUUAAUGGUGGGGAGGGUUUAAAAAUACAAAUAAAAGAUGCAGUUGCUGUCAUCAAAUGUGACUGACAUUUCAAAACACAUUACCUGGACAAAAUUCAUGACCCAUUUGACCCUAUUGUCACACAGGAGCUCGGCUCAAACGUAAUUGUCUGUCCUGAUUGUGAAGAAACACAGGGAUAUUUUGUUAGAUAUACGUUGGAAUGGGAAUACAUGAUCGUGAACAGAAUUCAGAAGUCUGAACUCAACAGUGACAUGACUUCACAUCACACAUCAGGUUUUGUUUUUACUACAUUGCUCUAACCACACUCAAUAAAACCUUAGGGGGCCAUACUUGCGAACGUUAGAACAAGUUUUUGUUCAAGCUUAAGCAUCUGCCAAUUUAAAUUGUUGACAUAGUUGGAUAUGAUCAAAUGCUACACGUUGGCUGUUCCCAUUAAAUAACCUGGCACAUUUAGCCCUAUGCUAACCUCACCAGGUGGCAGUGAUUAUUUCCUGUAACAAAUCCUGCAUCUGCCUAUCAAAGAUCUUAAACUUUUUCUACACAAACCAAUGGCAUUUCUUAAAAUAUAUGCCCAGAGGGAUAUAUUUAAACCUCCUGGUGGAGCGCUGUUCUGGCACUGGCAGCACUACACCCCAUGAGUAGCAGUAGCCUACGUGUCGGUCUGCAAGAGGGACACCAAAAAGUUCCUCAUUAAAGAUAUUUGUAAAUCUUAAUUUACAAGGUUCUGGCUGCACUACACACUAUCACAAUAAAUGUCAUUCUUUCAUUUCAAAGGAAAAAACAUUAUCUCCCCUGGGAUUCAAGCUUGCCGCAAACGGCAAAUGGUACCAGGAACCAGGCUGGCGACACUGUGAGCUAAUUGUCCACUUGAGGUUGCUUGUGUUGAUCCAGCAACUUUGAAUAGCAGAUCCUGCCAUUUGACUUCUGUUAAGGGCGCUUCCAUGGACAAGUGUUGGAUAAUGUCCAAAUACGUAUUUUGAUUAGCUGAUACAGAAUUUCAACCAGAUAUAAAUACACAUAUAUACAGCCACCUGGUGAGCUUAGCAUGUGUCAGGUUAUGUAAUGGGAACAGCUAACAUGUAGCCUUUGAUCACGUACAACUACAUCAACGAUUUUAAUUGGCUGAUGCUUAAACUAAAACUUCAACCUGUUCUAUUGUUCACAAGUAUGGCCCCCGGGUAUUGUUUGACUUAAUAUGGCUAUGUGCAUAGCUAUUCAGGUGUGAUUCAUGUGUUAUUCUACUCAGUUAUGAUAUUAUUCCAUUUUUAUUGUGUAUUUCUGAUCUGUUUUUGACAUUCACAAUAUUACUUGACACACAUAAACCUCAUUAAGACCAUAACUCACCUCAGUUCCUUUGCCUUUCAGUCUACCUCAGUCACAGAAAAGCAGAGAACUCUUUAUAGCCUCUCCCCAUACCAAAAAAAACAAACAAAGACACACACACACACACACACACACACACACACACACACACACACACACCUACUCAGGACAAUCCCAUACACACUGUACCCACUAGCCUCACACUCUCACUUCCACUUCCAUGCUGACUGACUCUUUAAGCGGGUCCCAGCAGCAGCCUUUAGUGGUAAUGCUCUGAUGAAAUAUCUGAGAUAAGACUUGGGUCUAGAUUCUAUCAGAUCCGUGCUAGAUUCACAUUGCGGUUGUUUUUGGAGGUGGAACUGCGUUGGAGCUGUCAAAUCCACAAGCGGCUCCCUGAGUUACCUUAUCGCGGACACUGCCAUUAGAUGGAACGAAACCACACCCGACAUUAUAUCCAACAGAUCUAUCAUGGAUCAUUUCUAUCAUGGAUAGAGCCUACACUUUCUAUCGCCUUUUUGGGCUAACGCAGGGAUAGGGAUAAUAAGGAAGGGAAGGGUUGGUGACACACAUGAUUAGUUAGCUCCUACCGUAGUAAUACUGGACCUCUAACACUGCCAAAACAUCCCCUAUGCGGAUGUCGGCUAACGUGGGGUAACACUCGAUCUGAUUGAAUCGAGGCCUUGGUCUAUCUACCUGGGUUCAAAAUGACCCAAUAUUUUACUGUUUACUGUAGUUGGUUACUUACUCAUGACUUUCUUUUUUAUUGUUUUAUCACGACCUCUGUGAGCCCUUACAUUUUUCCCUCUCUUCACUUUUUACGUAAGAUACCAUGCGAUCAUUACUUCAUUUCAAGCUUUCACUUUCACACUACAGAUGUGUUGCAUUAACAAUCCUAACAUUAGUUGAACUGAUGUCAGUGAAGUGACGUGAAAUAGUGAGUUAACACUUUGUUUUGGAUCUUACUGUAAUGUAUUUCUGGAGUGCGUGGACUUAUCCACGUGCAAUCUUUUUCUAGGGAAGGUUCAAGCGUUUAGUUUUCUGUCAGUUGCAAGUUAGUAUGUCUGUGAGUCUUUUCCAACCUAUACUUUUUCUCUUGUUACUUCACCUCUUUGGAUGGCAUCACUGUUUGCGCUGUGGACUACCUCUGAAACUAGUCUGCUUUGGCCCUCAGAGGGGUGACUGGCUGGUUUUAGCUUUGCUUGUCCCCUGCAGUCUUACCAUAGCUAUGGGACAACUAUAUCAGAGGUCCACUCACCUCACUUUGUCCGUAACAGCAUACUGUAUAUAGAUGUAGGAUCUUAAUUUUAUCAUAUUUUUGUUGCUGAGAUUUUUUCCUGCACUGCAAACUUGUAGUAUAUGAGAUUGAAAAAGGCUUCUAAGGUUGUGAAUUCCACUUUGAAAUUUCAGACUUGAUUUGCCCUAAUGAAAAAUGUAUCAAACCUUACAAAAAUGUAAUCCACAUAAUAAUUCACAUUUCUUGUUGCUGCAGGAUUAUGUUUCUGCUGUAGCAAACUGGAUCAAAUUAAGAUCCUACAUCUGUAGGUAAAUAAACCCAAAGUACUGUACUAUGAUGUCAGUAAGAGUGCCUCCUAACCUAACCACAGUCAUACCUCAGCAAUGUCAGGAUAGCCACUAUCUAUAUUUUAAUCACAGUGUUGCUCUAAAUGAGCUGACUGAUAUUGAUAUAUUCAGUAUAAAUAUUUUAGGAGUUUAUUUCAUGUACUUGUUGUUAUGCUUUAUGUAUGAGUUUAAAAAAAAUAUUGAAUAGAGUAGUUAGGUUUUCUUAUCUUGUAACAUCUCCAGUUGUAAUCUUUUUUUGUGUUUGCGAUCGAUGAAAAGGUCUCCCUUUUUUAUUUUAGUCUUUCAUAUAUUGUUUGAUUUAUUUUAGAUUUCAAUCCAUUUGAACUUGAAUACACAACUCAAAUGGCUGUUUUCUAAUUUGACUCUGAUCUGUCUCGCUUCAUUGUGUGUUUGCAUGAGUUUAGAGGUGCUACUUGGUCUUUCUGUUACCAAUAAAAAGGUUCACAUAU